AUGAUUCCCGCCUUCCAACUCCUGGCCACCUGUUAUAAACACCCGCCAGCCGAGGAGGUGAACCGCAGUGACCUGCCCCAGCUCAUCACGUGCGAGUCUGUCCGCGCGCUCGAGGCCGAGCUGGAUGGUGGCGAGGCCGUCAAGGCGCUGCGCCGCUUCAAUGACAACCUGCGGGCCCUCACCGCAGACAGCUGGGAGCCCGCCCUGCGCCCCGUGUUCAACGAGCUGUGCUUCAACCUGGAGUCCUUCAACCCGGCGUUUGCCGCGUGCGUGCUGAUGGUGCAGAAGACCAUCGGCGUGAGCGACUACGUGCGGCGCGACAUGGCCCUCAAGAACCUCAUCCAGCCCCUGGCCGGAGAGUGA
Messenger RNA from Monoraphidium neglectum, 363 nucleotides. RefSeq lists its product as hypothetical. Bases 1 to 363 code for a protein of 120 amino acids. The record is from RefSeq and is a predicted model, not a curated record. NCBI's taxonomy places the organism in Eukaryota, Viridiplantae, Chlorophyta, Chlorophyceae, Sphaeropleales, Selenastraceae. The transcript has 3 exons.